Paramecium octaurelia is the source of this 585-nucleotide messenger RNA. The record is from the annotation of a GenBank genome assembly. Lineage: Eukaryota; Ciliophora; Oligohymenophorea; Peniculida; Parameciidae.
AUGGCAAAAUCAUAAAGAUCUAAGGUUAUGCGAAGAUGGAGAUCUCUCAAGAGAGAGCAUCUCCAAAAUGUGAAAGUCAAUUCAGAUCUUCAUGAUUUAAAUUAAAAAUUAGAGGCAACCAUACAAAAUGUAAAUUUAUUUUUUUACCUACUUUAGAGAUUUCAAAGACCCAUCCCACCAAAAAAUAAGUUUUUGCAUCCUAGCGAUCCAUCUGCCUAAAUUCCUAAAUUAAAACCAUAACCUAUUGUUGAUUUUAGAAGUUAAUCUUUGCCAUACACAGCCACUUAAUUUGUUGGGGCAAGAAGAAAGCCAGUUCAAGAAAUAGUUUUCAAGCCAGAACCAGAUGUUGAGGAAGAAAUUGAAAUGGAUGAUUAACCACAAAUUGAAUAGGUUCAACAUGACGAAGCAGAUGAUUUGAUUAAUGCAAUGGAGGGAGUCAGAGUCAAAUCUAAAAGAGAACUCAGAAGAGAAAAUAAAGCCAGGGCUAUGGAAGAAAUCAUUCCUUUAACAAAAAAUAAAUAAAUCAAAAAAAAUAGAAGAAAGGAAUAACCUGCAAGAAAAUCAAAAAAAUUAAUUACCUUUUGA